Rhinichthys klamathensis goyatoka is the source of this 2497-nucleotide messenger RNA. RefSeq names its product ATP-binding cassette, sub-family G (WHITE), member 4b (gene abcg4b). The transcript is spliced from 14 exons. The record is from RefSeq and is a predicted model, not a curated record. Lineage: Eukaryota; Metazoa; Chordata; Actinopteri; Cypriniformes; Leuciscidae. Gene Ontology annotation, molecular function: ATP binding; ABC-type transporter activity; ATP hydrolysis activity. The coding region runs from base 40 to 1974 and encodes 644 amino acids. Gene Ontology annotation, cellular component: plasma membrane.
CAGCACUGAAGCAUUUUUGCUCCCUUUUAGACUAGUGGAAUGUCCGAGAAGACGUCUGAUCCAGGGACAGUUAGCAUUACAAUGGAAGACAGCCUUUGUAAUGGGGGAACACAGCCCCAGGAAGCUCCAUUGCUAACCCAUCUGAAGAAGGUGGAUAACCACAUCACAGAGGCACAGCGCUUCUCUCACCUGCCCAAACGCACUACUGUGGACCUGGUGUUCAGUGACCUCUCCUACACCAUCAGAGAAGGACCGUGGUGGGAGAAAAAAGGUUAUAAGGCCUUGCUCAAGUGUCUAUCAGGCAAGUUCUGCAGUCGGGAACUCAUUGGCAUUAUGGGUCCCUCUGGGGCUGGAAAGUCUACCUUGAUGAACAUCCUGGCAGGGUAUAGGGAAACAGGGAUGACUGGACAGAUACUGGUAAAUGGAAAGCUCCGAGACCUCCGAACCUUUCGUAAAAUGUCCUGUUACAUUAUGCAGGAAGACAAAUUGCUGCCCCACUUGACCGUUCAAGAAGCAAUGAUGGUAUCAGCCAACCUGAAGCUUAAUGAAAACACAGAGGUGAAAAAAGAGCUGAUAAAAGAAAUUCUGACAGCCCUGGGACUACAUGAGUGUGUCCACACUCGUACUGUCUCUCUCUCUGGGGGCCAGUGUAAGAGGUUAGCUAUUGCCCUCGAGCUAGUAAACAACCCCCCAGUCAUGUUCUUUGAUGAGCCCACCAGUGGUUUGGAUAGUGCGUCCUGUUUCCAGGUAGUGUCUUUAAUGAAGUCUCUGGCACAAGGAGGGCGAACCAUCAUUUGCACUAUUCAUCAGCCCAGUGCCAAACUCUUCGAGAUGUUUGAUAAGCUGUAUAUUUUAAGCCAAGGCCAGUGCAUAUAUAAGGGAAGUGUCCCAUACCUCAUCCCUUAUUUGAAGGGACUGGGUCUUCACUGUCCAACAUACCACAAUCCUGCAGAUUUCAUCAUUGAGGUAGCAUCAGGAGAGUAUGGUGACUUGAACCCAGUGUUGUUUGAGGCUGUUCAGGGUGGCAUGUGUGCUUUGGGGGAAAAGUGCAACUGUAUCGACAUAACCACCGUACCCGCAUGCGCUGCAAAAUGUGUCAAAGAUUCAGGACACAUUGAGAGCCAUACCUUUGCUACAAGCUCUCUGACUCAGUUCUGCAUUCUAUUUAAAAGAACAUUUAUUACAAUAUGCAGAGACCAGGUUUUGACACAUCUGCGGCUAAUGUCACACAUCUCGAUUGGAGUGUUGAUAGGCCUGCUGUACCUCAAUAUUGGCAAUGAUGCCAGCAAAGUCUUCAACAACACCGGUUUCCUCUUCUUCUCAAUGCUCUUUAUCAUGUUUGGAGCGCUGAUGCCUACAGUUCUUACCUUUCCUCUAGAGAUGGCUGUGUUUCUGAGGGAACAUCUAAACUACUGGUACAGUCUGAAGGCUUACUAUCUGGCAAAGACAAUGGCUGACAUUCCCUUCCAGGUCAUUUGUCCCAUCAUGUACUGCAGUAUUGUGUACUGGAUGACUGAACAGCCUCCAGAGGCAGCCCGCUACUUGCUGUUUUUGGCUUUGUCAAUCUGUACAGCUUUAGUAGCUCAGUCUCUUGGGCUUCUGGUCGGUGCUGCCUCCACAUCCCUUCAGGUGGCCACUUUUGUUGGUCCAGUUACAGCCAUUCCAGUCCUACUUUUCUCAGGCUUCUUUGUGAACUUUGACACCAUUCCAGAAUACUUACAGUGGAGUUCUUAUGUGUCCUAUGUCCGGUAUGGAUUUGAGGGGGUGAUUUUGUCCAUUUAUGGGAUGAACCGAACUGAUCUUGAAUGUCCAGGAAGGGUUUGCAAGUUCCAAAGACCUGAAGAAGUUCUGCAGUUGUUGGAUGUAGAAGAUGCCAAGCUCUACAUGGACUUCAUUGUACUGGGUAUUUUCUUCCUUAUCCUGCGACUCGCCACUUACUUGGUUCUUCGGUACAAAAUAAAAUCAGAGCGAUAAUAUUCAAGUCAUGGCGUUUCAUGGUCUCCAGCACAGGCUACUCUAGAAACCAUUUCCAAAGGUGUCAUCCUCUGCUCAGGAAGGUCAGAUUUACUUGUUGAUCUGGUUCUAGUUUUGUUUUUCAUUUGGAUUAAAUAAAUCACAUUUCAUUAGGGGCUUUCGCACUGGAUAGUUCUAGGAACUUAGUAAUAGGAAGUAGGAACUAACCACCAGGAUGGUUCCCCGAGAACUAAUGGUUCCCCUAGGAACGUUUUCCUGUUGCAUUCGCACCGCCAGUAAGAACUCUGAAGUGAUGUGAGCCGCGCUCGUUGUUGCGACUUUUAUUUUGACGGCGCUCAGAACGCCAGAGCCUGAGCAAACAAAAAAUGCUCGCAUUCUCCGUGUUCAUUAGUUUAUGAUCUGUCUAACAGUCCUGUCUAAUACGAUAUUAGAUAGAACUGUUAUACAUAGAAAGUAGACAGUAAUGAAAAGUUAUUAGCGUAUGCCGUGUGGUUGAUGUCCAGUGUUUAAAAAUUUGCUCCAU